Molecule: messenger RNA, 1677 nt
Organism: Sclerotinia sclerotiorum 1980 UF-70
Lineage: Eukaryota; Fungi; Ascomycota; Leotiomycetes; Helotiales; Sclerotiniaceae
Exons: 2
Coding region: 1-1677 (558 amino acids)
Biological process (GO): endoplasmic reticulum to Golgi vesicle-mediated transport; intra-Golgi vesicle-mediated transport; endocytosis
Cellular component (GO): Golgi apparatus
Molecular function (GO): metal ion binding; GTPase activator activity
Source: RefSeq, a predicted model, not a curated record
AUGUCGCGCAGGCCAGCAAAUCCUCAGGCUGAGCGUAUUGCGCAAAACACCCAAACCAUUAAGAGUCUAUUGAAACUCGAGUGUAAUAAGGUUUGUUGUGACUGCAAAAGAAAUAAACAUCCAAGAUGGGCAAGCUGGAACUUGGGAGUAUUCAUGUGCAUAAGAUGUUCUGGAAUACAUCGUGGAAUGGGAACGCACAUAAGUCGAGUAAAAUCGGUUGAUUUGGACUCUUGGACAGACGAACAAGUACAAAGUGUUUUGAAAUGGGGAAAUGCCAGAGCAAACAAAUAUUGGGAAGCAAAGCUGGCUCCAGGCCACGUACCAUCAGAAGCCAAGAUUGAGAACUUUAUAAGAACGAAAUACGAUUCAAAGAGGUGGGUGAUGGAUGGACCAAUUCCGGAUCCCUCAACACUUGAUGUCGACGGAGAUGACGAUAUGCCCCUUGGACUUGUCAAAGAAAAACACAACCUCGAGAGAUCGACAUCACAAAGGACUGCCCCACCAAGUAAAGCCCCUACUCCGAUCAGUACUCCCCCGCAGCAGGAUCUCUUUGGCGAUGAUAUUGGGCCACCGCCGAGGGCGAGUACUGCCGGUCCGGUACCUGCAAGACCUCCGCCAAAGUCAGAGCCCGCUCCUCCAAAACAAACAAAACCAGCGGACUCCCUGCUAGGCUUGGACUUUUUCGGAACUGAGGCUGCUCCUCCUAGUCGACCGUCGAGUACAGCCCCAGCUCCAGGUACUCAGUCAAGACCCGAUCUAAAACAGUCGAUUUUAUCGCUGUAUGCAUCCGCUCCCCGUCCUCAAGUACAGCAACAGACAUCACAUAUUUCACAUGCAUCAUCUGGAUCUUUUGGUGGUAUGCAAGCUGCACCGCAGCAGUCACCACAGCGUUCUACGUUCGGAGGUAUGAACGAUGCAUUUAGUAGCUUGAGUUUCUCAAAUUCCACAUCUCCGGCUCAAUCAAAACCCACAGCCUUCUCAAACUUGGGUAACAUUUCCAGCCACCGAUCCGCAGCUUCUGGGGCUCAGAUAUCAUCCCCAUCACUCAGUGGCGGCGGCUUUUUUGAUACGAAGCCCAAAGCAGCUCCUGCUCCCUCACAAGUAUCCCGUACAUUCAGCUCCUCAAGCGGCUUUGGAGCUUUUGAUUCGGCGCCAGGUCAAUCUCCAGCUCCACAGUCCACAAAUGCUAGUUCCGCAUUAGGAGAUCUAUUCGACUUCUCCACACCUGCUGUGCAAAGUGUUGCGGCGCCCAAGCAGACAAUCGCCUCGCCACCCAUUCAAUCAUCCGUUUUCAACCUUUCAAGCACAACAGCAACAUCACAAAAAUCUCCGCCAGCGGCGCCCGCUAUGAGCAGCGCUUGGGGCAGUACCGAUGCGUGGGGCUCAAAUGAUGCUUGGGGUAGCUCUGCCAAAAUUAGCCCAUCCCUUCCAAAACCUGCACCACCUCAAACUAGCACUGGGGAUUUUGGUGGCUGGGGAGGACUAUCGAACCAGAGUAUAGUACCAGGCGCUGGAGGUAGUUUUAAUACAAUUGUUAGUGCUCCAAAAGUGGCAGCAGAUGAUGAAUUUGGUGGUUGGAGUAGUGCAGCUCCAGCGCCUGCCGCGAAUGCGACUUCUGGUGCUGGAAAGGGUUUCUCAUCCGGUGGUGAGGAUUUGUUCUCGAAUGUAUGGGAGUGA